UUGCGAUCCUCCUGAUCUCAGCCUCCCAAGUAGCUAGGGUUAUAGGUGCCUGGCUAUCCAGCAGCUUCUGGAUGUCUCUGGAGACCAAGGGAUUUAAAUGUUGCAUGAGACUGGUUAUUUUUACUCUAGAGCUUAGCUGCUGUUGUGUACUGACACUUGUUCUUGGGUCCUAACCAAUUAUGUCCAUUCUAUUUUUUUCCUUUUUUAUUUUUCAGAUGAUUUUAAAAUGGAAACUCUUUAACUGAAAGCUGAGUGGUACUUAAAGCAGCUCUCAAGUUUACAUGAUGAAAGUUCCACAGAAGCAUAGCACUGUUGAGGAAUGUCCUUUUUAUAAAUGUAUUUUCUCAUUUACUGGAGGCCAGUGAAGACAAGCAUAAUUUAAAAUCCUUGAUUUAAACAGUCACGUAAGAUCAAGCUGGGUAAUCAUGGCAGAAGGCGGAUUCGACCCCUGUGAAUGUGUGUGCUCUCAUGAACAUGCGAUGAGAAGGCUGAUCAAUCUGUUGCGGCAGUCCCAGUCCUACUGCACAGACACAGAAUGUCUUCAGGAAUUACCAGGACCUUCUGGUGACAAUGGCAUCAGUAUUACUAUGAUCUUGAUGGCCUGGAUGGUUAUUGCAGUGAUCCUGUUCUUACUGAGACCUUCUAAUCUAAGAGGAUCCAACCUACCUGGAAAGCCAGCCAGUCCACAUAAUGGACAGGAUCCACCAGCUCCUCCUGUGGACUGACUUUGUGAUAUAGGAAGCGGAAAACAGUUAACACCUUGCACAACCAAAUGAACGAAGAUGACCACAGUACUCUUAACCCCCGUGAGAACUGUUUUUCCUUUUGCAUCUGCAAUUUGGGAUCGUGUUGUUUUCAUGAGCUUCUAGAAAUUUCACUUGCAAACUUACUUUUGCUUCCUGUAUUAUCACCAUUCCUAUUUACAGUAUAUUUGAGUAAACGACUAUAUUAAAAAAAAAAAAGUUACAUGGGGCUUUUUUGGUUGUUCUAAACUUAAACAUUCCAUUCAUUCUGUUUGUAAUUGUGAACACAAGUUUUGUGGUGAUUUCUGGCCUGGUUAAAGAAAUUUAAGAUUUUGCAUUUAAGUAUUUUAAAGAGUUCUGAUAGGUUUUACAAUUUUUUUUGUAAGGUAUUUAUAAAGUUUUUUGGGGUUAUUUGGGAUUGUAUGAAAGACAGUUUAGAACCACACUGUAUUUACAUUUACUUGGUAGUUUAUUUGUGGGUGGCAGUUUUCUCUAGUUGGAUCUGUGACAGCUCUUGGGAUAUUUUACACAUUAAUAUGAAAUCUGUGUCAUUCAUUAAGCUGGUUUAUGUGGCUAGAAUAGGAGAGAAAUGCAAUGAUUGUUUACUAAUUUCUUUUAUUAAAAAUGUCUGUUAAGAAUACUUUAAAUAAACAUGAUCAAUCAAUAUGGUGGUUGAUUUACAGCCCAUUAUGACAUUUGUAAGCCACUGGAUACUAGCCUUAUAAGAUUCGUGAAAGGAGGAAAGAAGUUAAUUCUUUUUGCCUUAGCCAGGUAUCCAUCCAGUAAUAACUUAAGCUAUUAUUUAUUUGUUGAGUGCCUCUCAGGAAGCUUCUCUACUAUUGUAAUGCUUCCCUCUUAAAAAGAAACUAUUUUACAUCUAUAUUGGGGCCUGCUGGCUUAUUGACAUUUGAAUAUCUAUUUACUUAUUCACAAUAACUUUUUUAAUUUGGAGAAAAGUUUUGACUCUUGUUACCCUUCUGACUUAAAAAAUAUAAUGAAGGUUUUUGGUUUAUUCCAAGAGAAAGAGUAAGUGAGUGAGUGAGAGUGUGUGUGUGUGUGUGUGUGUGUGUGUGUGUGUAUGGGGGGAAUGAGAAACAAUCAAGAAUCUUUUUCUUACCCUUCACCUCACUUCUGUUGGGUAAUGGGAUGAACUGGGUGGGAAGGGACAUGGAUGUAAGUGAAGACUGAAAUGUAUAAAAAAGGAAAAGUGUGUUAUUUUGCUGAGUUUGAAAAAAAAAAAGGGGGGGGGAAUACAAAUGGCAUUUAAAAUGUCUCCAUGACCUAUGUGGUUAUAGAAUUUUUUUUCCAAACAAGUGAAUGCAGAUGACUUAUGGGGGCUAUUUUGCUGUAAGUGUAAGGAUUUCCCCCCCAAGCUCAGUCUAGCUUUUCACUGUAUAGAUCAAAGAAAUUAUUUGUGUGAAUUAAAUAAACCCUUUGUCACUAUACUGUUUAAUAGUCUGAUCAAUUUUGUGACACUCACAGGGAUUUCCCUUUGUUAUGGUUACAUUCUAGGCCCAUAAACAUUGUUAAGGGCACCAUUUAAUUAUAUAUUCCAAUACUGACUAUUUGCACUCCUCCUUGUGCAUCUUAGCUUUAUGCUUCUUGAAAUAAUAGAGCUAACUCUUAAUUGUGCUAAUAAAGAGGUAACAGGUAAGUUAAAUCCUAAAUAAAUUAAUACCAGAGAGUAGAAGUUUUUGCUAUUGCUGUGGUCCACUGGAAGCCUUCCUGGCUCUAUAGUUAGUAAAAAAUUUAAAGAAGUUGGACAUGGUGACAUAUGCCUGUAUUUCCCCCUCCCUCUCUUUUCCUCCCU
Castor canadensis (American beaver) is the source of this 2553-nucleotide messenger RNA. The record is from RefSeq and is a predicted model, not a curated record. Lineage: Eukaryota; Metazoa; Chordata; Mammalia; Rodentia; Castoridae.